Messenger RNA from Penicillium subrubescens, 1503 nucleotides. RefSeq names its product Pal1 family protein. The coding region runs from base 1 to 1503 and encodes 500 amino acids. The transcript is spliced from 4 exons. The record is from RefSeq and is a predicted model, not a curated record. NCBI's taxonomy places the organism in Eukaryota, Fungi, Ascomycota, Eurotiomycetes, Eurotiales, Aspergillaceae. Gene Ontology annotation, cellular component: cytoplasm.
AUGAAUGCCCCUCCAGCGCUCGGGUACCCGCCCGGUGUGUCGCUGGCGCCGCGAGACCAGGUGUCACCCACGGCGGCUAACUUUGGCUCUAAUAACCCCUUUCGCAACCGUGCCUUGUCCCCCUCGGCCGGCUCAACCAGCUCUCGCCCAGAACGCCCACGCUCUACGAACCCAUUCUUGGACGACGCGGAAGCGCUGUCACCGCAGUCGGCCCCUGGUAUGUCAACGGGACCCUCGAUGUUUUCUCCGAUCGAGAAACAAGACAUGACCAGCAACACCCGAGAUCUAUUUGAGAACCUCUCAAUCAAACCCACACCCCCUGCCCCUUCUUCUCAAAUGAACGGUACCCGUCCACCCCCUGAGGGGACUCCUCGAGGCCCCUCCAGCCGUCCACGACCCCCGAGAGAGCGCCCCAACCGACGGCCCGCGGAGGCUCGUUCAAAGGACCCCUUUGAUAUCUUUGCCGAUCCCCCAAGUCAGUCCAGAGGCCCGACGUCGAGUUCUCGCGACCCUACCUCCUCCCGCCGGCCUCGCCGCAACUCGGAAUCUUCCGUGAUGGAUAGGGCUUCCAAGCUAUUUGACGAUGAUGACGAGAAACGCCGACGGGAACGGCGUCAUCGCGAGCGAGAGGCUCGUCAUCGUGAUGGCAAACCUCGGUCGUCGCGCAAGGAUCGCCGGUUGGAUAUUAUUGACAAGCUGGAUGUCACAAGUAUCUACGGAACUGGAAUGUUCCACCACGAUGGUCCAUUCGAUGCAUGCAAUCCUCACCGUAACCGAAAGGGCGCGCGCACAGCACCCAUGCAGGCAUUCCCCAAGGGAUCCAGCAACAUGGCCUUGGGCGGCGCAGGCCCCAACAACUCCAACAUUGACCUCAACCUAUUCCACGGCAGAAUGGAAGAAGCCCACAAUGAUUUCUCUCACACGACAAUUCAACGCAGCGGUACCGAAACCGUUGCCUUUGACCCGAGCGCGCGCAUCGACCCGGUCCAUGGCCAGGAGAGUAUGGGACUUGGAACGAGCACCUUCUUGGAUGGCGCACCUGCCAGUCGCUCUGCAAUUGCACGUCGCCAAAGUGAGAACAACGACGCAGAGUCCGGUGGUCUCCAGCGCAAGAAGAGCCUAGCGCAGCGAUUGCGCGGGAAGAGCGGGACUGGCCGUCCGAUGCUUUCCUCACCGACCCAUCACAACUUCCCAUCUCCCAACCAAGCCCCCAUGGGCUCAAGUCACUCAGCCUCUUCGCGGGGUGGCGAGAGGAAUCCCUUCUUCCAGGAUUAUGAUGAGGAGUACGACAAAAAGGCCGCGCGCAUCCAAGAGGCGCGACUGGAGGGCGGAGGCGGCCGGACGCGAUCAUCCAGUAGCCCGAAACAAUCGACAAACCUGGAGCGCAAGUCGACCAAUGAUCGUGGUUACGAUGAGUCGAAGUUGAAUGCCGGUGGUGGCGGAUUUUUGAACCGAAUGAAGAGCUUGCGCAAGCCGCGGCCCGAGCGUCGGACCAGCGACUAA